Colius striatus (speckled mousebird) is the source of this 866-nucleotide messenger RNA. Its product is annotated as alpha-1-acid glycoprotein 1. The coding region runs from base 21 to 659 and encodes 212 amino acids. Lineage: Eukaryota; Metazoa; Chordata; Aves; Coliiformes; Coliidae. The transcript is spliced from 6 exons. The record is from RefSeq and is a predicted model, not a curated record.
UAAAAGGGCCAGAGUGGAGGAUGCAGAGGUCAGAGCAGGAGGUUCCUCAGGUCGGCAGGGCAAUGCUGGGCUCCCUCACCCUCCUCCUGGGGCUGCCACUGGCCCUGGGCACCGGCACCCGCAGCUGCGCCCCGCUCAUCCCCGUCACCUUCGACAGCGACACCAUCCCUGGGCUCCUGGGACCAUGGACCUACAUCGUGGGUGCCUCCAAGUACCCACCUCACCUGGAGGAGCUGAAGGCAGUGAAAUUUGCAGCCUUCUCCUUCUCUCCCAGCAGCCACGAGGAUGAGCUCGAUGUUAACGAAGUCAUGAGACUGAACGACACGUGCGUAGUGAGCAACACCAGCAAGAUCCUGAUCUUCUGGAACAACUCCACCCUGGCCCACGUCGAAGAUAAAGUGUAUUCCAUGGCUGAACUGAUUCGAAGUGACAAGGACCUGCUGAUCCUGAGGCACCUCAACACUGACUACCCAAGCCUGAGCCUCUCAGCCCGGACACCCACUGUGAACGAGGAGUACCUGGAGGACUUCAAAGCCCACCUGCGCUGCCUGGGCUUCUCUGAGGAGGAGAUAUUCGUUACUUCUGAGAAGGAUGCCUGUCCCCUGCCCUGGGAGAAGGCAGAGGAAAACAAAAGCGACGCAGAACCACAAGUGGUGUAACUCAGAGCCAAGUCAUCAUCAUCAUCAUCCUCAUCAUCCAUCCUCAUCAUCCUCCAGCCCCUCCACAGGGACCCCUGUGCCUGCUGCCCCAGCUGGGCUUAGCUCAGCCUCAGGACUUUCCAUCGAGGUUUUGUUUUUCCCUCCUGGAUGAAACUCCAGUUUCCCUGUAAUUGCCCAGACCUGAAAUAAAUCCCUGUGUUACAGCCA